Echinops telfairi (small Madagascar hedgehog) is the source of this 4063-nucleotide messenger RNA. It is a transcript of the gene ATG14, whose product is annotated as autophagy related 14. The transcript has 10 exons. Bases 1 to 1479 code for a protein of 492 amino acids. NCBI's taxonomy places the organism in Eukaryota, Metazoa, Chordata, Mammalia, Afrosoricida, Tenrecidae. The record is from RefSeq and is a predicted model, not a curated record. Gene Ontology annotation, biological process: cellular response to starvation; mitophagy; autophagosome assembly. Gene Ontology annotation, cellular component: phosphatidylinositol 3-kinase complex, class III; mitochondria-associated endoplasmic reticulum membrane contact site; extrinsic component of phagophore assembly site membrane.
AUGGCGUCUCCCAGUGGGAAGGGAGUCCGGGCGCCGGAGGCUCCCAGCUACGGCUCCCGGCAGCUCGCCCGAGACUUCGAGGACUCGGUGGACGACGCGGAAGGGCUGUACGUGGCAGUCGAGCGGUGUCCGCUGUGCAACACCACGCGCCGCCGGCUGACCUGCGCCAAGUGCGUCCAGAACGGCGACUUCGUCUACUUCGACGGCCGCGACCGGGAGAGGUUUAUUGACAAGAAGGAAAGGUUAAGCCGACUUAAGAGCAAACAAGAAGAAUUUCAGAAAGAAGUACUCCGAGCUUUGGAAGGAAAAUGGGUAACAGAUCAGCUGAGGUGGAAAAUAAUGUCCUGCAAAAUGAGGAUUGAACAGCUGAAACAAACAAUCUGUAAAGGAAAUGAAGAAAUUAAAAAAAAUUCUGAAGGCCUCCUCAAAACCAAGGAAAAGAACCUGAAGCUGUACAGUCGAGCGCAGCGGCACCAGGAGAAGAAAGAGAAGAUUCAGAGGCACAAUCAUAAGUUAGGCGACCUGGUGGAGAAGAAAAGCAUCGACUUACAGAGUCAUUAUGAGCGUCUGGCCAAACUUCGGCGAUCUCACAUCUUCGAGCUCACCUCUGUCAUUUUCCCCCUGGAGGAAGUCCGGACUGGCGGGAGAGAUCCGGCAGAUGUGUCUUCCGAGAGUGACAGCGCCAUGACCUCCAGCACUGUGAGCAAGCUGGCCGAGGCCCGCAGGACGACCUACCUCUCUGGGAGAUGGGUCUGUGACGACCACAAUGGAGACACGAGCAUCAGCAUCACCGGGCCCUGGAUCAGCCUCCCGAACAACGGCGACUACUCCGCCUACUACAACUGGGUGGAGGAGAAGAAGACCACACAGGGCCCGGACAUGGAGCACAACAACCCCGCCUACACCAUCAGCGCUGCGCUCUGCUACGCCACCCAGCUGGUCAACAUUCUGUCCCACAUCCUGGAUACAAACCUUCCCAAAAAGCUCUGCAACAGUGAAUUUUGUGGGGAAAACCUCAGCAGGCAGAAGUUUACUCGAGCAGUGAAGAAAUUGAAUGCAAAUACCCUUUACCUUUGCUUCUCUCAGCAUGUCAAUUUAGAUCAGUUACAACCACUGCACACCCUCAGGAACCUGAUGUACCUGGUCAGUCCGCACUCGGAGCACCUCGGCAGGUCAGGGCCCUUUGAAGUGCGGGCUGAUCUGGAGGAAUCUGUGGAGUUCCUGGGCCCCGGAGCUGCGGGGGAAUCGGAGGAGAGCGGAGACGAGCACAUCAGCGAUGACGAGACCGACCUGGGCACGGACUGGGAGAACCUGCCGAGCCCGCGCUUUUGCGACAUCCCCUCCCAGCCCGUGGAAGUGUCUGAGAGCCAGGGCUCCCAGGCGGCACCGCCCAUCGCGAGCAGCAGUGCUGGCGGUAUGAUCUCCUCGGCGGCCGCCUCCGUCACCUCCUGGUUCAAAGCCUACACUGGGCACCGCUGAUGGCACCUGCCGGAGCUGCAGCGAGUCCGAGCAGCGGCUAGUCCGAGUGCCUGCAGCAAUGAAAAGGGGUUCUGCUGGUUUUGACUUUUUUUCUUCUUUUUAAAGCCGGGAGACCAGCAUUUCUGUUUGUCAGAUGCAGCGGUCUGGUUGUCAAAUGGGCCUGGUCUUCCGACAGCGAAGAAGGCAGGUCAAAGGUCCUUGUGCCCAGCAGCACUGGGGAGGACCGCCCUGGCAGCCAGGCCCCGAUGUGGAGGCAGCACUUCCCGUGGGCCCCCAGGUGGCAGACCCUGGCCCCGGGCUCCUGCGAGGGCAGGGACCGCACAGGCCAACACGGAGAGGGCCUGCUCUGUGCUGGGCCUGCGCCGGGGCCAUGGGGUCCACAAGUUGAGUCACAAGGAAGUGAUUCUGGGCGAGUAGCACUUGAAAGAUUGCUCACUAAGCUGGUGUUGAUGCCACCAUGCUGGGUGUGCUGGUUUGCUUCCUGGUACAGAGGCCAUUGGAAGUCGUUGUACGAUUUGGUCAUCUUGGGUUCUUGGGAUUAUUUUUUGGUGUCUGGGGUGGGCAACCAGUUUUUUGUUUUUUUUUGUGGGUGGGGGGAUGGUACUGUGCAAAUGCCUUCGUUUGCGAUGCGGUGCCUCUUUCUCCCCACGCACCAAAGAGGCCAAGUCCAUGGACUGAAGAAACCCUAGCUGCAAUAAUGCCCCACAGACCCAAACACGGUUUUCUUCUAUUCUGAGGGGAACUGAGCUCCUUGACGUGGCUUUUAAUCCCUACCACCCCCACCCUAUGUGCACUGCAGACGGGAUUUAAGCUGAGAAGGAUCCUCCCUGGUGGAAGCUAACUGCCUGCCGGGGUGCACAGUUCACAAGCCACGGUACCGAGUGACCUCUGGUUACUCUCCCCGGUGUCCAGUUUCUUCUGAGGGGCUGGGUUUGGUAGGUGGCAAGCUCUUGCCCAGAAAAAAGGUCUUUUUGUUUCCCAGAAGUCCUUGCGUCUGUGAAGACCCCGCCUCUGCCCAGAAAUGCAGAGCAGAUCCCAAAGCUGGCACAGCUUACGACGGAGGUGGGUGGGGGGGUGCGGCGAUAGAGUUUGCUCUCUUCAAGUGAUCACCUAAAUAUGUCUUUGUCAUUCUCCUAGUGACAAUCUUACAAGAAAAUUGAGGGGCAUUAUGUACAAAUAUGUAAGUAGAUUUUCUUUUUGAUAACUGAAAACAAAGCAAAACAAAAUCCCAUGUAACAACUACAAAAGCAUUCUAUGAAAAAUUCCUGACAGGCGUUAUUCCCCUAUGCCAUUAGUUAGUUAGUGUGAUUAGCAUGACUGUACCUCAGAUCGGUCACUCGAGGGUGACCUGCCCUAGCAUUUCUCAUGGUGGCCACAGCUGAUGCUUGGCCUCCGCAGCUGAGGUGCUAACUAGCUUUUACUAUACCUUUAUUGGCCGCUUGAUGACAUGGUAGGGGAGGGGUUGAUUCUUGUCAGCAAGUACCCAAUCUCCUGACCCUGACAUUUUCCACUUAGGGGACAAAGGGGCUUCCCCACACCUUAGGGGAUCUUCGAUAGCCACUGUCUGCUUCCAGCGCUCAGCUUCACAAUUGUUGGGCUGGCAUUUUACUACCCAGUUCAGUCGUUCAGAGAGUGGGUGUGUAAACUUGAACAAGCACCGAAUGAACUUGAAAUCUUCCAAGAGUUGCCUAGCUACUUCAGGCCCUCGGAAGUGUUGAAUAAACAGCCCAGUCUCCGAAGUCAGAAGACUGGGAUUUGGUGCUUUGGGCAUAGAGGUGGGCUUCCUGCUCCUCGUGGUUUUCUCAGGUAAAUCUCUUAGGAAAUCACACGAGAGACGCAACUACAAGGGUGGCUCCCGACACCAGGGACACCUAGCUAGUGAUCCAACAGACUGACGGAGACAUGGCUAAUCUAGGGCUGGCUAGGUUAUGUCACAGAGGCUGAUGUUAAUUUCAACUCGAGGCACUUUACUUAGGGUGACGCCAGCAAGCCCGUGGGUGGUUUCUGAGCACCGACAUACUGGCCGACACUGCUGAGAUGUUUGGGUUUUCACGAUUUUGCACUGGAUCCACCCUGUAAAUACUCUAAUAUACAUUUCAGCCACUGUGUUUUCUACUCCUCCUUUGCUGCUCAUUAAGGUCUCUCAUGUAGGUGCCAGAACCAUAUGUAAAACAACUUUUUUUUUUUAAUCUUUUUUUUUAAACAAAAAGCCAUAGAACUUGGUCACAUUUUCCAUUUUAAAAUGAUUUGUUGAAACAUAAUACUAAACAAACAAAAACUACAGGCACCGAACAGGCUGCUUUAAGUCUGUUUCAGACUUUUUUGUAAUGGACUAUAAUGGAGAAGUUUUGCACAUCUUGAGUUAAGGGGAGAAACCAGUCUGCAUUCAGACACUCAGUAAGGAUUCGUGUUUGGUGACUUGGGAAGUUCAGUGGCGGUCUGUAAAAGAAUUCCCACAAUAAGGAUCUCCUCACAGUGUUAUAUUGCAGGGAUUUCCCUUUGCUCUGCAACUUCCAAACAGGUUAGUCAUACAAAAUGUUUUCUAAGCUUUUAUUGUAUUACUGCAAUAAAUCUUUUAACAGCA